Messenger RNA from Limanda limanda (common dab), 2070 nucleotides. It is a transcript of the gene hs3st1l2, whose product is annotated as heparan sulfate (glucosamine) 3-O-sulfotransferase 1-like 2. NCBI's taxonomy places the organism in Eukaryota, Metazoa, Chordata, Actinopteri, Pleuronectiformes, Pleuronectidae. Bases 473 to 1396 code for a protein of 307 amino acids. The transcript has 3 exons. The record is from RefSeq and is a predicted model, not a curated record. Gene Ontology annotation, molecular function: [heparan sulfate]-glucosamine 3-sulfotransferase activity.
CACACACACACACAGACUCCCUCUCUCCCAGUCACUCAGUCAGUUCCAACAACACUCUCACCGAGGUCGGCAGCACAAAGCAGAGCCUCUCUCUUACCAGCUUGCACACACACACUCACUCACACACACACACACACACACACUCACACAUACUGUACCUCCCCACACACACUCACUCACAGACACCGUGACACACACUCUCUCAGAGCACACACCUCCUCAGGACGCCUGGGAAGCUGAAGCCAAGCUGACGAGAGGAAGAAGACAAUAGAAGGAGAAGUAGUAAAGAAGGAAGAAGAGGAAGUAAACACACGUUUCUGUGGAGAACAUCAAUCAGGUUGUGAAAUUGAAGAGCUCCCUCCUAAGGCCCCCCCGCUGACUAAUAACGAGCACAAAUCCGUACAAGUCUGGGAGCUUCAUGAGUGUGUGCACAUAACCAGCACUCCACCUCUGAGUGUGUGUGUGCGGCACCAUGCUGUGGACGGUGCUACUAGCGCUGCUGGUGCUUCUGUUGCUGCAGACUCAGCUGUCUGUGUGCUUAAGGGAAUUACGCUCCGGGGGUUCCAACUCCUCUGCCUACUCCUCUUCAUCCUCCUCUUCCUCCUCCUCUCACAAUGCCACCCGGCAGCGGCUGCCCGGAGCCAUUAUCAUCGGCGUUCGGAAAGGCGGCACCAGGGCCCUGCUGGAGAUGCUCAACCUGCACCCGAGCGUGGAGGUGGCAAAGGCCGAGGUGCACUACUUCAACAUAGAGGAGCACUUCCGCCGAGGCCUGGCCUGGUACCGAGCCCAGAUGCCCCUCACCCUCCCUGGUCAGCUAACAGUGGAGAAGACCCCCGGCUACUUUGCAGCUCCUCAGGCCCCUGCACGUGUCUGGGACAUGAAUCCCGCCGUUCGCCUGAUCCUCAUCGUGCGGGACCCGGCCGAACGACUGGUUUCUGACUACACCCAGGUCCUUCACAACCGCCUGACCCGCCACAAGCCCUACCUGCCUCUAGAGGAGCUCCUGCUGCACAAGGGCCACAUCGACACCGGCUACAAGGCGCUGCAGAGGAGCUUGUACCACCUGCAUUUGGCUCGCUGGCUGGAGGUCUUCCCCAGGGAGCAGAUCCACGUGGUGGAUGGUGACGCGCUCAUUCGAGAUCCGUUUCCCGAGCUUAGAAAGGCCGAGAGGUUUCUGGACCUGCCGCCAAGGAUCAGCCCCAACAACUUCUACUACAACACCACCAAGGGCUUCUACUGCCUCCUGUCUGCAGGACAUGACAAGUGCCUGGACGAGUCGAAAGGCCGGCUGCACGCGCCCCUGAGCACCCAGGCCUUCAAGAAGCUCUGCCGAUACUUCAGGAAGCCCAACAAGUUGUUCUUUGAAAUGGUGGGCCGGUCGUUUUCCUGGUGCUGAUCGCUGGUGUAGAGACGCUGUGGAGACACCAACACAUUCAGGGACUGAGAGGGAGAGAGAGAACUGUUGUUUGUGUGUUUUUUGUCGGUAGAUGAGUGGAGAGAUUUGAGUUCUGAUGAAGUCCCUUGUUGUUCGUACCUGCUCAGGUUCUAAUGAGGCCAGCAAUUGUGGCACAAAUGUGUGUGAAGAUAUUUGGAGAAUCCAAACUGCUGUUGGUGAACAUGACGCCAACAAGACUGUGACCUUGACCAUGCAGGUGCCUCCCUGGACAAAACUCUGACAGCCGUGCCAAACAACAAGUCUGAGACUGAGAGAAACCUGCUUGUGCUUUUUCUGUGGGUUGUUACAAGAGCAUGUGCAGAAUCGACAAGUGAUAGAAAUAGAAAUAGACAAGUGGGGGAAAGAUAAAAUGAUUUGUUGCACUAAGAACUCUACAUGCUUAAAAUAAUCAAUGUCGACAAUAUCAAACCGGAACUUUCAUUUUUCUCAACAGCUGUUUGUGUUAGGAAUAAUGUUUGAGUUCAAUUUACUUCAUUCUUCUGUCAUUUUACUGGGUUGAGUUUCAGAUAUUUGGUGAGAAUUUCUAAAGUCUGUUAACAAGUAGACACAUGUAGUACGUUGACUAGCUUGUGUUUCUUUUGAGUAUGUUCUUCUAAUAAAUGUGUUCAUUCCAA